GUUGUUGCUCUCGUGGUGGACAACGGCAGUGGCAUGUGCAAGGCAGACACUGCACCAUCCUAUCGAGCUGGCUUUUCGGGCGAUGAUGCUCCGCGAGUUGUCUUCCCGUCCAUCAUCGGACGCCCGAAGUUUGCGAACAUCAUGGUUGGGCAGUCCGGUUCGCUUGCUUCCCUGGACAACUUGGUGUCUCGCAACCGUUUUGGCUUCUCCGCUCGGCCGCCUGCCAGCUACCUCCCGCACCCCUGCCCUACUGAGAUUUCGGCAGCCAUGUCAGACGAGGUUGUUGCUCUUGUGGUAGACAAUGGCAGCGGCAUGUGCAAGGCUGGUUUUUCUGGCGACGACGCUCCGCGAGCAGUCUUCCCAUCCAUCAUCGGGCGUCCGAAGUUCUCCAACAUCAUGGUAGGCAUGGACAAGCAAGACCACUUGAUUGGAGAUGCAGCUCAAGCCAAGCGUGGGGUCUUGAGCCUCAAGUACCCAAUUGAGCAUGGCAUCGUGACGAAUUGGGACGACAUGGAGCGCAUUUGGCACCACACUUUCUACAACGAGCUGCGCGCAUCGCCUGAGGAGCACCCAGUCUUGCUGACAGAG
This is a messenger RNA of Symbiodinium pilosum, 588 nucleotides long. The record is from the annotation of a GenBank genome assembly. NCBI's taxonomy places the organism in Eukaryota, Dinophyceae, Suessiales, Symbiodiniaceae.